ACAUCACUAGUCGCAAGUCUCCGAGUCCCCGUUGAAUCUCAUCGUAUCUGCACGUCUAAUGAAAUGAAUUAAAAUAUCGUGAUUCAUGUGCCAAUGAACUAAAGUAUUCGUAACAAUUGUGUGAAACAUUAAUUACGAGAGUGUCAAGACAAUUUUACCAACAGAUUUGACGGGUUACUUCGCACCUGAGUGUAAUAACUCGCCAGAAUGUCAUCAAAAACUUCACGUAAAGUACCAACUCGAUCCAAAGUUGAGCCGAUAGUCACACGAACGAAAUCAGCGCAGCAAAGACGUCAACUUAAAAACAAAGAAAAGAAAAUCGAAAAACCGGAACUUACUAAACAACAAAUAAAAUCGACUAACCUAAAAACCGAUAAAUGCCCGAAAAAGGCUCUACCUGAGCCUAUUCAAAUUCCUGAUGAUGUUAUUGAGCAAGUAGAGUACUAUCCGGAUAAGUUAAAAAGAGAUGUUGCCGCCAAGAAGAUCAGGUUAAAACCGAAACAUAAUUUUACAGUCAUCGCUAGUACAAAUAAAAGAAAGUUGGCCACGCCACAGAAAGGUAUAAAGUCGCCUCCACCCUUGCCAACUGCAUCGCAUUCACUUUUAAAGUCUCGAAAGACUCGUGCACCUCGGUCGUCCAGUCCAGAGCCAACCGUGCAGGAGAUGGUGCGCAUCAUGGAGGAGUCUAGGAGUUUGAGCGAUGAGGACUUCAUGGAGAUCCUCACGUGCCCCAGCCCAGUAUGGUGGGAGGAUCCUCCCGAUGGCGGGUAUUCUGAAGAUUCAAUAAUCAUGAUAUCACCAGAACCACCAGCAGAAAAAACAACUGGAAAUAAAAAACGUAAAAUGUUCAUCAACCCACCAAACGACAAUGAAAUUAAAACAGAUAAUAAAACAGACGAAAAGUUCGUAAAGAAGAAACUAAAGCUUGAAAAUGUACUAGGCAAUAUAAAGAAUAAAUGCAUAAAACAAAUUGAUAAUCCAAAAAAUGAAAUUACUGACGAACCGAUUAUAAAAUUAUCUGAAAGCGAAGGAGAAAUAUCUGAUUUAAGUUUCAAUGAAGAAGAAAUACUUAAAAAUCUCGAAAAUAUGGAUAUACCGGUUGAAACUUUGAUUAAACGUGAACAAGAUACCGCAACAGUAGUGAAAAAAGAAAGUCUUGAACAAUCCGAUAGUAGAAUAACUCAAAAAUCUGAAAAAAAUGAUGAUACAUCAACCUCUGUUGAUGUAAAGCCAAAAAUAAAAGAAGAAUGCGCAAUCAAUAGUGAGGUUUCUAAUAACAACAAGGAAGCAGACUUAAAUUCUCUAUGUGAAGUUAGUGUACGAGAGAAUGAUAAGAAUUCUGUUGAAAAUUCUAAUUCAAAUAAUAGUGUAGAUGCUAAAUGUAAUAAAGACUUGGGAUGUACUUCUAUCAAUAGUAAUAAGUCAAUAACUGAAAUAAGCGAUGCGAGUUCAACUAAUAAGAAGACAAACAAUGUAAAUAAAUUAAUAACUGUCCGUAAAAUAAGACCUGAACAAUUUAAAAAUGACUUUAACCUAGGUAAUGAACUAAAAUCAGUCGAAAAUUCAAAAAACAUAGUAAUAGAUAGUGUUCGUGGAAAAUUAGACGACUUUUUUAAACAAUGCAAAAGCAGUAAACGUAUAAAAAUAGGUGACAGUCCGAUUCCCGCCAUUUCUAUGACAGAUGUCAAAGAAGAGAUUACAGAUAAUGAAGAAAAGGAAAUUGAUUGCAAAACGAAAGUGAUGAACGAAGAAAAUCGACUAAAAAGUUGCGAGUGUGAUAAUUCAAAAACCGAAAACGAUAAUACGGACAACUCUUGUGAGAAAUGCCAAAAAUGUAAAAAAGCGGUAAUAUUGCCAUGUCACUCGUGUAAUUUUCUUGCCGAAACUAAUGAAGUUUACAAAAAACAUAUAUUGUCUUGUAAAGAUGUAGCUCGAAUACCAUGGAGUCAUAAUUAUGUUUUAAAUCAGACUUAAAUGUAUAUAGUUUUUUAGUUGUAUACAUAUGAUGUGAAUUCAGCCUUAAAAAAACCAUGAGUUUUUAAAAUUAAAAAUGUUUACCGGGCUGGAACUAAUUUAUCUUAAGUACAGUUCACAUCGAAACGCAUUGUCGGCAGCUAACUUUGAAUAUGCUCACUAUCUGCCCUAGUGUGAACUGUGAACAUGGACGCAGUCUGCAGUACUUAUCUCUGUUAUGAUUUAUUGUUAUACUAUAAAAUAUGUAAACCACCAUAUUUCAAGCAAAUAAAUGAAUCUAUAUUCUAUCUAUCUAUCUCACCAAGCCGACAAUGCGCUAUAGCGUAAGAUACGCUACAUGAAUGAACAAUUUUAUCUUGAUUUUUUCAAUUUGCGACGAUUCCUAAGAAUUAGCGGGUAAAACUUUAUGUACUGCCAAUAAACAGCGUUGUGAAUAUUUUACAAAAAACUAUUAGUUCUCUGGGGCUUUUUGAAUCCAAUUCUGAUCGAUCGACACUGAUAUUGCGACCAUUGCAUCCGUAUUUUUUGGAUAUUGAAUGAACUAAAUGGUAUUGAGUUUGCCUUUAUAUUACGUACUCUGAAUGCUAUUGUAACAGCUACGAUUGUGGUUGUACAGUGUUGACAAAAUAAUUAUUGAGAUUGAAUUGGAUUCGAUUAAAAGUAACUUUCAGAUUAGUUUCACGAGGAAGCCUGCAGGUCAUCUACGAGUGAAAUAUUCACAAACAAGCCACAAAGGUGCGAGUAUACCUGUCCGCAGCAUCCUCAUCACUCAGAACUGUCAGUAAAUAGAGUGAGAGAGAGAGAGAGAUAGAGAGAGAGAGGGCGGGAGUGGGACGGACGUAGCGGGUACAUACACACGGACAAAUACACUUAUGGCUUGUUUGUGAACAUCUCACGUCGAUCUUGGUCUAAGUAAUGACUUGGUUCAUUUUUUACUUGUAAAUAGUGUAAUAUUGUUAGUUUUAAGUUAUAUUUAACCAUAAUUAUGUACUGUACCCACGGAAAUAGUAGGGGUGACAGAUGUACAGAGAACCUAACGGCUAACUGGGGCUGCGGCUCGACGUGCAGGAGAAGGAACGGGGUGGUUUUUAGUCA
This is a messenger RNA of Spodoptera litura, 3069 nucleotides long. RefSeq lists its product as uncharacterized. Lineage: Eukaryota; Metazoa; Arthropoda; Insecta; Lepidoptera; Noctuidae. The record is from RefSeq and is a predicted model, not a curated record.